This is a messenger RNA of Pocillopora meandrina, 11082 nucleotides long. The record is from the annotation of a GenBank genome assembly. Lineage: Eukaryota; Metazoa; Cnidaria; Anthozoa; Scleractinia; Pocilloporidae.
AUGAGAUCCAUUGUUCGACCAUUAAUUGAUUUGACGAACGCGUGGUGUCCUCUCGAGUUUUGUUAUUAUCUAAAAGCUGAUAUUUACGCAACAAUUUGUUUAGAAAACUCCCACUCAAGAGCGACCGGACUGACAAAUAUACAAUGCAGCCAAAAAGACGAGUCAAAUGAGGCCGCUAUCAUGGAAAAAGCCGUGAGGUUCGAGAAUAAGGAGGACUCUGAAGACGACGAAACUGCUGUCAAACAGAGCCGCUCAAAGCAUCAAAGCAGCCACACAAGUACACGCACAGAGGGUAACAGAAAACAUGAAAGAGACAAUUCUGGUGAUAGCAUAGAAUCUUUGGCAAAAUGGAGAACUGUCUCAAAACAAAUUAGAAAUGUUGUCUUGGUAAAGAACUCUGUGAAGCCUUCUCGCUCUCGAAAGCGUUCGGCGACUGUGAAGUCGCCAGCCACCAUGGACCCAUUCCUUCAGAAAUUUAGCACACGAGAUAAUCGAAAGAUAACUCCACCAAACAGAAAAAGAACGCGGAUUUCCAAGAAAAGCUCUUCUUCGCCUGGCGCUUUGUCAAACGCAACCUCUGCACAAGAACCUCGACGACCACGGCUUUCUAUAGAAAUCGAAAAAGAGCUUGAUAGCGAGUUAGCUAGUGGUUCUGUUUACGAAUAUGACCAAGCAGUUCAUUGGAAAGACAAGAAUUUUAUUUUUGACCCAGAUGGGCUACACAUUUGCGUCUGGUUUUAUGUUCUUGUGUUUGCAAUUCGGUACAAUUUAUGGGCUUUGAUCACCAGGAUCGCUUUUCCUGCCGCUCAGAGCGGUUUUUUAAAGAUAGUGUGGUAUCUCUUUGAUUAUUUUUGCGAUGCAGUUUACGUUUUGGACGUCGUUAUUGCUGCAAGAACAGGUUUCCUAGAGGAGGGCAUUCUAGUCAUAGAUGCAAAACGAGUGUAUAUGCGGUACAUUCGCUCUGUGGAGUUCAUUGCCGAUGUGGUGUCGUUUAUUCCAACUGAUAUUUUAUAUGCAACAUUAGGACCUCUUCCGCUUCUAAGAAUCAACCGCAUUGUCAAAGGAUAUAAGAGUUUUCGUAUCAAAGCUGUUAUGGAGUCACAAGCAAAUUAUCCUACUUUCUUACGCGUGUUCUUUCUCAUGCAUCUCAUGUUCCUUCUUAUUCAUUGGAACGCUGCGUUCUAUUUCAUGAUUUCCAGAGCGGAGGGAUUUGGGACGAAUGAGUGGGUUUAUCAAGGCAAUGGUUCCUUGUAUCAGCAAUAUCUACAAUCAUUUUACUGGUCUACAUUAACUCUAACUGCGAUAGGAGAUUUGCCGCAGCCGACUACAAAUCUCGAGUAAGUGAUUUGUGUUUCUAUUUCAGGUAAUUUUAAACUGUGUAACUCAUAUAGUUCUAUUUAAAUGCAGAGAUUAUAGCAAGUCUUGUCGUCUGACUCUUUGUUUGUUUGUUUUUCUCCGGUGAGAACCAGGUGCUCCACUGUAUAAUAAGUAUGUAAAAUAAAUUUUACAGCUCAACCUUAAAUGUGUUGGACAUUUUCCGAAAAAAAGGAGGUAUUUUAAAGAAGUUGUGGCGGGCGAAUGACAAAAACAAAAAGCGUUUUCGUUUAACAGUUUUUUUCAAUACCUUUCUCUCUUGUAAGAAUUUAAAAUUCUGUACAAGAUUUUGCAUAAUUUUAAAAAUUCUUGAUUAACAUUAAUGCUCCAAAAUAGAUUGACUAAAGACCCGUAGGGAUUUGUACACAUGUUGCGGUCAGCUUUUAAGACUUAGGUUUGAGUUCAGUUGAAGAUGUACAUUAGACUCGUGCGCUAUAGCGCCCACGCUACCAAUCAAAACGCGACGACGUCCAAGCUUUUAUUUCUUUUGCUGCCCUGCACCAAAGAGAAAUAGCAGGUGUCUGAAAAAAAAAUAAGAAAGUAUUAGGGUGAUAUUUUAAGACAGCGUAGGAAUAGGUAUACAAGGGCGACAAAAUUGAAAGUUUUAUGAAUGCAAGUUUUACGUAAGUCAAUAGAACUUGUGUGAGCCUCUUCAUCGCAACUUGAGUCAAUCUCAUUAUCAACCCUAACUUAGAAAACCUCCGUAUGUAAGUUCUCUUCUUUUGAUUUUUUUUUUUUUAUUGCACGAAAGCGCAUAAAUAAAUUCGUAUAUCUAUCCAAGUUCUUUUGCAUUAGAUGAAGCCCUGCUGAGCUUUUUCCUUGCUGCGUUAACUCUUACGAGAAAAUGUUUUCGCCCCGUGUUAGUUUCCACCUGCUUCUCGUUUGCACUAAAAAACGCGCGUCCUGUUUGAGCUCAGCCUGGAACAACACUUCCUCAAGUGCAAGUUAGCAAUAAUCAUUCUCGCUUUCAAACGUGGAGCAAAAUUGUCACCAAGGACAAGAAAAAUAAUUUAUCAAAAGGAAUAAAUCGAGUUUACCCUCCGUAGCUUAACAAAGGUUUAUUUUACUCUAAUGAUUGUUCAGGGUUAAUUUGCAAACAUAAAUAUUGAUCUCGUUUUCUUCCUUCAGCGUCAGUCAUGGACAUUAUGAGGCCCUUUGACAAUACGCAGCAAUGCCUUUUUUACCUUUCACUUUUUCAACUGGCAAAUGAAUUAAAAUCUUCAAUACGUUUGCAACAUUAAUAGAAAAAAUAUGUUUGGUUCUCGGGAUUUCCUCACCUACGCGCAGAAGUAACUUUUAAAUUAAGAAUCACGAUUAUUCUUUCAACAUGAAAACAAGGUGUGACGUUUGUAUACUGCCGAAAGAGAUGCACAUCAACUCAGGCAUCGAAUCUUGUUGACUUUCAUCAAAUUUUGAAUUAACAGGGCCAAAAAAGACACGAAUUUUAGUCCCCAUUUCUGUUUCUAUAAACUUAUCCAAUGUUUGUUUAAGGAUUUUCGGUUUGCAGGCAGAUUGUUUGGAACCCGGCAGUCAAUUUCCUUUCGCCGUUUUGAAAAAAGAAAAAAAGCACUUUUUAGGCUUCCUUUUAAUUUAUAACAAUGGUAUUUAAUAUACAUUACGAGCAGGUGUCACAAAGUAGUCGUAACAAAUUUCAAUUUACAUGGCCUGUAUCCAUGGCCAACAAACGAGAGUGAACGACAAGAGAGAGAGGCUGCUGGAGAAAUGUUAGCUUUUGGUCGCCAGAAGACCCAACGAAAGACAGUUUAACAAGACGUGAAACUUUUUGUAGGGCAUUAGAUUGUUUGAGAGCAACUCGUUGCUUUUAAAAGCGGGUAUUUAAUUCUAAAUCAAUAAUUAAAACUUAGUGGUUCUCUACACUCGUUUUGUUUAUCUUUUUUCAAGCGAUGCCACCCAGAACUGAACAAAAUGACAUGAAGUGAUGUUUUUGUCAAUGCCUCAAACUUGUCAACGCAGUUGAAUUUGAAAAUCAUUUUACGAGCGAUAAGCCAGCUUUUAAUAAUGAAGAUGACAGCGAUCUUUUCUAAAGCUGGCUUUUGAGGAAAAAUGUUAGUGAAAGCUGGAGAAGUUUGUCACCCAAACAGAUCAAAUCAAUCUUAUGACUCGGCUUAAAUAAAUUACAAGCCCUUCAGCUUUGUCAAAAAGUUCUGUUAAUAACGCUGGAAAGCUGUAAUGACACUUUACGAUUAUUGAACUAAAAUUCAUAUAGCCUGCAGUGUAGGCGUCUUCUUAGGGCGAGUUAAUGUCAAGAAGCUUGAAGCUAUUCAACCGGCCCUGUUUAUUGAAGAUAAAGGCAGCGAUGAGGGGAGGGGGCGGGGAAAGGCGCUCACCCCAUUGAUACAAAUUUGUUUCUCUCCCCUGCCUGCCGCUGCCAUUAAAAUCAGAGAUGGCGGCCACAAUUUUCGCUAACUAAUACUGAGCACUCGCUCGCCAAAAUUACGCCUGUUCUGUGGGCUAACAUUCAUAUAACAUUUACUUCGCUGUUAGCCAAAAGAGAAGACGACAUUUGCAACAAUUACGUGAAUUUUGAAGUACAUUUGUGAAGUGUUUGGGAAACAUCUCGAACCUUUGGCCAGUUUGGCGAGGUAAAAGCCUCACUUGUGCGUGAUCUGGCGUGUUAGGCAAAUUUUAAUGUCGUCAGAGUAGUUUGCAGUUUUCAAAGGAUUUUCCCUCCAAUUUGAGAUUCCUCUAUUUUGCCAAAACGUGGUGGCCACCGACUGUUUCUUGAAAUCUACAAAAGCACUCAAAGUCUUUUGAAAUUAAAAAAAGAGAGAAGAAAGUACAAUAGAAACAGAAGAUCUUUUUCAGCCGAUUCCGUGUGACUUGAGAUUAAGUAUAUUUAAAUGCUGAGCACUACUUGGUUCCCAGAUCUCUAUCCUUUGCCUCCUCCCCGUGAAGGUAGAAAGGAGGGAGCCUCGAAAUGAAUUUGAUACUCAGACUAUGGGCUGUCCUUUUUCCCAGUGUAAUCCUUCGCGCCAAUCUGAGCGGUUUGAAGAAGCCACUAUCCGUAAUCUUAUUGAUGCAUGGCGGUGCUGAGAACAUUUCAGAAUGUCACUGAAUUGACAUUUUUUCUCAUUUUUCAGAUAUGUUUACACAAUCGCGUGCUACUUGACCGGUGUUUUCAUGUUUGCGACCAUCGUAGGUAAUUCAGUUUUAUAUAUUAUUAAGUAAUCAAUACCUAUCUGGUGGAUUAAGGCAUCUUUAAAUGAUCUUCAGCUCUCAAACCAUCUUUCGUGCCUAAAAUCGUCUGGAGGUCACCGACCUUGUUUUGGAUUGGAGACAAUCCAUAUUUAUAUUACAGACCAUAGAGGGCAUGUUGUGUAAUUGUAGGUUCUCUGCAACAGCCAAAAUAAACGUGGAUGUAAGCGGACGCGGAAAGUUUCGAGGAAACCUUUUACUUACUGUGCAUAGCAUGGUAUUCAAACCUAGAAUGCCGAAUUAACAUUUAGUCAUAAUGUGCUUUAUCUCGAUCAGGUAAUGCAGGAAGCAUUAUUGUGAACAGAAAUGCGGUGAGAAUGGAUUUCGAAAAGCAAAGAGUAAGAUUUCUCCUUCCUUAGUUCGCCUUUGUAAAGUUUAAAUCUGAAAUCUUUUGCUUUCGUCCUGCAUCAGUCUCGUUUUACGAACGUUAAUUAUCUGGAUUUUUGCAGGAAAAUACCAAACAGUACAUGAAGAAACACAAUGUGCCUAAAAACUUGCAGAGGAGAGUGGUGAUGUGGUAUGACUACUCAUGGGCUAGGUAAGAUAAUAAGUCGCUAAUUAUGAUUGGUCCAGAAAACUCGCGUCACUUUUUCAACAAAUCAGAUUCAGACCGAAUUGGUCACACGCGUUUCCCGCGCUUCAGGCAGUUUGCUUGUUUUUAUUUCGAUUUUUCAUUGGCUCCUCCUUAUAUUUUCCUCGCUUUGAUUGGCUGUUGCGUUUACUUUGGUUUUACGACACUCAAUAGAAAAGCGCUCUUAUCAUAAACACUCUUUAUCACUAGCCACUGAUUAUAAAUUUAUUAUUAACGAUGUUUUAAUUUCAUUGAACACUCCACCAUCAUACUGAAUUUGGAAAACAUGCUUGACAGUUCAAGUCAUAUUCCAGUUUGGUUGAGCCGUCGAACAAGUUGAAAAUCAUCCUGUUCUGUUUUAGAGGUAGAAUGAGUACCGGUGGAGGAGACCUUAAUUCUCUGACGUUACUACCAAGUAAACUGAAGACUGAGAUUGCUCUUCACGUUAAUCUUGAAACGCUUCGAAAGGUACGAUAAGUUGGAGAUGAAUUAUUUUUGGGCUAAAGAUAACGAGAUUAACAUCAUGUGAAAACCUUAGAAAUAUGCCGUCCGCUGGCUCGUCAUCGUAACAUAGCGUUCUAUGAGACAAUCCUCACUGAUUUUAUUUGUAAACCGCUUUUUGGCAAUUUCAAAAAUCGAAGAGGCCUGAAACCGUGGCCCCCAAGAGAUUAUAAUCUCUCGGUGCUCCCCUUCCCCUCCCUCAAUACCAUAUUCCUUGCCAGGUCUGUUUUGUACUCUGAGAGUUAGACUUUAAGUCUGCGCAGUUUUCCUUUGAGGAUCUAUUCCGCGGUCACAUUAUCAUUGACAUUUGAGUUAUAAUAUGUGCUUAUCUCAUGCAUGAAUUUUAAGAGAAAAUUGUAUGCAGAUGUUUGUUGGUUUUUUGUUUCCUAAUUGUAUUUGUUAGGUGACGUUCUUGCAAAAGUGCCAGCCAGAAUUUCUCCAUCUCCUUGUCCUUCAAAUGAAGUUGCGAAUAUUCACCCCUGGAGACCUCGUUUGCAGGAAAGGCGAGGUCGCACGAGAGAUGUACGUCAUAAUCGAUGGAAAGAUCGAGGUGAUAGGGUAAGAGUCAUAGAGAACAAAGUUAAACCUAUUACAGGUAUGCAUUCCGAAAUCAGAGAAAGUGUCCUCUUUGAUAAAUGAGAGUUUUUGCUUAAGCAGGUUAAAUUAGUGGGGUGUUCAUUUGUGGUUGCGGUCAUGAGUUGAUGUAUGCCAACAGGAGAUGCCUCCCUAUGGAAGUUGUCACUGUCCUGGGGUGGAGACUUAACGGCAAAAGGUUUCAUUCUAAUGAUCUAGUAAUUUUAAUGCAUAUAUUAACAGGGAUCAAGGCCAAGUCCUUAAAGUCUUAUCUGGAGGGGACUUCUUUGGUGAGAUUGGAAUUCUCAGCUUGAGCGAAGGCCAAAAUAGGUUAGCAUUCCAUGUAAUAAACGUACGAUUGAUUGCAGUCUCUCUGUCCUAAAAGCCAGUGUCUACCGGUUUCAAUAAUAAAGGAGUCUUGAGUAUAGUUUACUUCUAUAUGUAAAUUAACUACAGUAGGACAUAACGAUAGUAGACUACGAUCUCAAUGGGGGACAACUGGGGUCUGGGCUGACAAAGCGGGGACGGGGGAGGACAUCAAGAAUAGAUAUAAAAGAGAAAGUUAACCUCAGAAUAUUUAGGGCUGUUAACUGUGCGGUCCACUGAAGACUUGUCUUGUUCCAUGCAAAACGAAAAAAAGAUAACACCAGAGUAGAGAAGUUCACUACUUAAUUGUUCUACAGCCAGCAGUACUAAGCGUAUAGCACCUAUUGACUUGGAAGUACGUACUCCACCGGUUUAUUCUUUCCUGACGCUGAACUAGUGAGAAUAUUUUGUAUUCGUAGAAGAACAGCCGAUGUUAGGACAGUAGGAUAUGUGGAAUGUUUUGUUCUUGCAAAGGAAGAUGUGCUGUCUGCCAUCCGGGAUUACCCUGAGGCGCAGGUUAGUGGCUUCGCAACAUUUGUAAAUUGAAGAAUAUCACUCGGAAAUUACCACCAGGUAUUCGCAGAUUUAGCUGGGGCAUAUUGGGUCACGAAAGGCGGUUAAACCAAUCGCGUGCGAGCGAGAAGAUUUAUUGCAUGAUCAUACUAUUCAGCCGCAUGCUAUCACAUUUUAGCUUGCUUUUUCACAAAACAGUGGAACGGGUUAAUAAGUCUGUAAGUAGCUGGCUUUCUUUCCUGAGAUGUUCCCUGUACCAAGGAUCUUUUGUUUUAAACUCAUCUUUUUAGGCCGUGCUUGCUGACUAUGGAAAAAAACGUUUGGAACGUCAAAACAGCUCACACGAUCCGCGCUUCGUGGACAUGGACGACAGUAAAGGCAGAGACCUGGACGCUUAUGAUCCCAUAAACCAUCAAAAAGCUGAAGAGUUUCAAAGCAAACUGACAACAAAAUCCGUUCCCAACGGACUUUGUAGACGAACAAGUGCAAGCUUUUCACCGCUCGAGCGAGCCCCUCAACCAUCACCUCGAGCGGUCCUGGAGCCGAUUCCUUUGGCUAAAUUAAGCAGAUCUAGGCGACUCUCGAGCGAAGUGGAAAUACAGUCUGCGGAAUCAUGUAACAGAAACGUUUCAGAAGCGCCAUGCAGUAGCGACGAGCUUGUGAAAACGCUGUUUCAUGAUUCGUACAUGGAAGCUUUGAACUUUCUCAAGAAAAAUUUUGACGAGAACCUAGUAAGUUGGAUACUGAAAAAACAUUCUUAAUAAUCCUUAGUAACCCGCCUUAGUCAUGAGUGCUACCGUGCAGCUUGUACUCCAGGAUAGGAUGUUGACUUGCCAUGUAUUAAAGUCAAAUGAGGGAUGAAUAAAUCUCUCCGUUUCCAAAUUUCACUGGCUAAAUCCAAUAAAUAUUAAUCCUGGAUUAACUGCUUACAAUUACGUCACAAUAUCAAGCCUUCUUAGUAAAUAUAUUCACUUAAAAAGUAAAAAGUGUCACCGUCGGAAAAUGUAAGGAGCUUGUUCAAGGCAGCUUAAGAUAGUUUCGUUAAUUUUUUCAUCAUUAGUUCUUUUGCAUAUAGAUACAACGAAACUUUUUUUCGUGUUUUGCCCUACAAUUGGUAUCAAAUAUGCUCAAUUAUUUUCACAAUAUGUUGUGAUCAAUUUGUGACAUGUUAGGUUACCAUAGUAACACAACAGCUUCUCAGAGACAACUUUAAGUGAGCUUUAUUUUCUUGUAAUUCAAAAAUGAAAGAAAACCUGUACACAAGAUUUAGAGCUAAAAGAGAAUAUCUUAAGAAAGCACACGAAAAAAUAACGAAACCUUUAUAAGUUGGUCAAAAUCUAAGGGAAAUAUUUAGCUCCGUCAGACAAACUCGCAAAAGACUGGAGAGAAAUUAUAACAUUUGCAAUAAUUCAUCUUUUCGUUUCAGGCAAAAGAAAUGACGGAUGUUCGCAAAUCCCUAAAAAGUAGCGACGAAUCUAAUAGACGAAAAGACGUUGACAUCUCUCACCUCAACACCCGUCUAUCAAACAUGGUAAGUCGGUCAUGUUACUUGAACCUAAUCAAUUGGUAGACUUUUACUUUUAAGUAUAUAACGAAUGUUACAUGAUACUUUAUGAGAUUGUUGGAAAUUUUGUUUUAUUCAUAUGUAGGAGAAAGAACUUGAAAAGUGGAAAAUUCGAGUGAAAGAGCUUGAGUCAGAAAACUUUAUCAAAGAUCAGACUAUCAAACAACUUCGGGAAGAGUCUGAGGUAAGGAUAAUGAAAGCAGGUUCAAGGGAACGUCGUCUACCUCUUCGCCUGAAAUUUCUCUCUCUCCAACUUUCUUCCAUUAUAAAAAUCAUAGACCAGGACGCUCACAUUGCAGGCUAGACACGUGGGGUUUUAAUUUCCAUUUUACAUCGAAACUUCAAAACCGAUCAGUCUUCCCCAAUGUUAGGUCAGUUCUCCAAAGGCCAUUUUGUUUGUUUUCGUGGAUGAGAGAUAAGCCGGUCAUCUGACUUAGAGGGCAUUACAAUGUGUGCUCUUUGUUUGAACGAUGUCUGUUUGGACUCAGCGCACUGUGGUUGGACCACGUAAUAAAAUGAUGUUUCUUACCUUCCAUCAUUCUAGCUUCCAGGACGCCCCGUAAAUGUACUGAGAAGAGACAAACAUGUUAUGGAUCUGUAAGUUAUCAUAGUGUUCUGUUCCAGUGUCACUGCGCACUUGCACAGAAAGGCACUGAGAAAGCCAGCUAUGGUAACGCACAACUUGAACACAUGCAUGUCAUUGGAUUACAGUAUCACUGUUUAUCGUGGUAUUUGCAUUGGUCGCAAUUAGAACAAUUAAGACCUCAAACACCUUGAUUCAAAUAAAGUAGGCUGCUUUUCAGUUACAUCUUUCAAAAGUAGCUGUAUAUUGUCUUUCCGCAACAGAAGCACAAUUAAAUGUGGAAUUAAAAAUGUUAGACUAGAAAAGAGAGUUUUACACGAAAAAUUUGCGCUAUGUGAGCUUGGUAGUGGAAUCUUUGAUGGAAAGAACUCCAUUUUUUGUGUUCGAAGCUGAUUAUUACACUACUGUGUGUCAAUCUUUUAGGAUAGGGAGCUCAUGUCAUCAAGAUCAAGAACUAUGAGCAGCACAGUGAGCUCGUCGUCUCUAGUGGACACGGAAAGAUCAACAACUACCUAUUGUUGACAGAAAUUGUGCGGCUACUAAGAGAACACCAGAAUUCAUCUGGGGAUUUGCGAUGGCAGACAAAAUGUUAUGAAUUUACAGCUGUACUUUUGACAUGGCAGCUAGGCGUUAAGCGUUAAUCCAUUACACAGCUGGCUAUCCACAUCGAGAUUGCUCACCAUAACCUGCCUUGCAGUUACAAAAAGAUGUAUGGCCGCCAUUGUUCCAAGAGCAGUGCAUGACAAUGAUCUGACGUAACUAGUAACAUUAUGAUAUGGUUAUCAUUUUAACAACUAUUAACAGCCAUUUUGUAAUCGCACUAUAAUCAUUUUGAAAGAAUAUUUGGAUCAAAUAUACCUCUUAUAUCUUUUUUACCAUCAUCUCAGAGCUCUACAAAGCGAUACUAUAACAGAAUCAUUAAGUCUGACGCAUUCAUUCAUUGCAAACGUGCGAAUUGACAACUUCAGUAAUGUGCAUUUUGCCAAAAAAAAAUAACAUCACUAAUUCAUCUAGGAGAAUUGACUUGAUGAUUUUGUAACUUUGGUAAAUCCUCCAGAAACCAUGUGACCACUUCAAUCUAAAUCAAUGAAAAGGUAACUUAAAAUCAUAGCUCCGUUUUAAGAUUUUGCUUAGGGUUAAGUUUAACGUUAACCUAAGCUAUCGAAAACUUUCUUCAGAUGUACUGAAAUUCGAUUACGGAUGAAUCUUGCAUAGCAACCCACGGUCAGCCUCUAAGCAUAACAAAGCCAAGAUUUCUCCUCCUUUUCUCAUAUCUUGGUAGCUAAUGCAAGGCAUUCUUAUAUUUGAACGUUAGGUUAGUGUUUGUAAUCUCAGAACGUGGUAAGGAUUAACUUAUUGUUAUGCUUUCUCAUGACGGGGAUAAAAAGAGCAUGGUUUUCUAGAGCCUUCAUUUCCUAUAUCAAAUAUAAGAAAUUAUUUCAUGAUUCCUCGAUGGAGAAAAAAUGAAGAAUAACAGACACCAACGAUAAAAGAAUCCGAACACCAGAAACUGGUGCACAAAGAAGUAGAUAAUAUUUAUACGGAAAGACAUUGUUUUUAUACCGCUAGAGUUACUAUUAUCAAAACCUAUUAUGCAGAUUUUAUGUUGACGGAAAAUGUCACUUUGCUCAGCAUAGCUUGAACCAUCAUUGUCCAGCAUGCCUUAUGAUGCCAAAUGAGAUAUUUAGUAUUAUAUAAGGCUAACAAUGAGGAUGCCUAUAUCUUAUUGGAGUAAUUUUACCAAUAAAAUUGACUGCCAAUGGCAUCUGCUCUUCUUCAGUGAUAGAAAUUAUCUGACCGAAACGCCGAACUUGGCGCCGU